Molecule: messenger RNA, 1099 nt
Organism: Columba livia (rock pigeon)
Lineage: Eukaryota; Metazoa; Chordata; Aves; Columbiformes; Columbidae
Gene: ZSWIM1
Product: zinc finger SWIM-type containing 1
Exons: 2
Coding region: 1-927 (308 amino acids)
Source: RefSeq, a predicted model, not a curated record
AUGUCAGCCACCGCACAGCUGUCCGGGCGUCCCCCCCCCACAGCUGCUCAGAGCCCUGUGACUGUUCUCCAGAGUUCACUGGCAGCUCCUCAGCUCUCUGCAGCAAUUCAGCAUCAGCCCGGAACCCCCCAGGCUCUCCUCCUCCAGAGCGAGCCCAAGAGCCCUCAGUCCCUGUUAGAUCCUUCAUCUGCCGCUAAACUGGGGGCCACAGAAAACCUGAAGGGUGACAGUGAAAAGAUUAACCAAAGGACUGAAGAACACAUCAAGCAGUGUUUGCACAGAGCCACUGCCAGGCUGUGCCUGAGCGAGUUUGCCGUGGGUCAGGAGUCUGUGCGGCUGCUCAGCACCAGGGAGGACGCUCACCGCAAGAUCCUGGAGGGUGUCCACAGGAUGGGCCUUGACAGCCUGAGCAGCUGCGCUUGCCACUUCAGCCAGGUUCUCCAGCAGCCCUGCCAGCCCGUCUUGGCCAUGCUGAGUGCGGACAGGGAGACCCUGCAGCCAGAGAUGCUCAGCACAGAGCAGCAGAAGGGGUGCGAUGCUUGUGAGGCCAAGCAAGACAGUGUUGAUGGCCUCUUGGCGGUCCUGACGAGCUCCUGUAGCAAGUCUUUGGGUAAAUCCCUGGUGGUGUCCGUCCUGACAGGGGAGGAGUGUGAGCACAGGUGCGGGGUGUUGCAGGAGCCGGAUUGGGCACCAAGUCGAGGUGCAGCUCUAGGGCUGGGCUGGGUGCUCGGGGGGGACCCGUUGUUCACCCUACUGGCAUCCCAGCUUCCCCUGUGCUCCCCUCAGCCUUGCUGCUCCCUCAGGCUAGGGGUGGAAGGGGCAGUUUGGGUUUUUUAUCUUCUGAGUGCAUGUUGCCUCUUGCCUAUGGCAGCAGAGGAACCGGUUUGGGAACCAACUGCAGUGACAGGGAACCAGUCGCUGACCUGACGAGCAGGAGACGUGGCUGGGAGCCAACCGUGGGCGGUGCGACGUGGGAUGUGAUGUGAUGGGAUAAUGGCAUGUGACAGAAAUAUUUGAUCUGUGGCCAGCACCUGCAGGUCCUUCCAGCAUCCAGCUGCAAGGAGUUGUGCAACUAAGCCAAUAAAUGGGCUUCGUCUCA